Messenger RNA from Hydractinia symbiolongicarpus, 938 nucleotides. RefSeq lists its product as uncharacterized. Bases 46 to 621 code for a protein of 191 amino acids. The transcript has 4 exons. Lineage: Eukaryota; Metazoa; Cnidaria; Hydrozoa; Anthoathecata; Hydractiniidae. The record is from RefSeq and is a predicted model, not a curated record.
AAAAUCGUCUGCUGGUAAGGAAUUCAGUUAUUCAUUUUUAAAAACAUGAUUGUAUAUAUUUUUUCUUGUCCAGCAACUAAGUCAUCACAAUUUGAUUUAGCAAAAAAGUUACCAACACCACCAAUCCGGUUUACCGUUUCUAACAAAAAGAAGCCAUCUGAGUGUUUUAGUAUAAAAAGAUCUUUGGCAGAAUCUGUUUCACCUGUAAUAUGUAAACAAAUUAUGUAUGUGGAAGAUUCACCAAUGUUGUCACCAUCAGAACCAAAUACACCACGAUCACCACUUGCUGCUAACCCUUGUUCUAGUUCCAGUUCUUCCACCUCAAAGAAACCCAGCAAGAGCAAUGAAGCAGCUUGUAAUAAGGAUAAAUAUCCUUUACCUGAAGUAGAGUUGCAACGAAAGGUUUUACUUGGGAUUUCCGAAAUUCUAAAUCUCCUGAGAAACAACAGAACAACAGGUACCAGCCAUGACAAUAAAAAAUGCUUGUCAGAGGAGGAAUUUGAAACUCUGGAAAGAAAAGUCAAAGAAGACAAGACUGAAUUCAAAAAUCUUGUCGACAAAGUAUCCAAUAUAGGUGGUAGUAGUGAGAGGGAAUGUACAAAGAACAUACUAUUAAUGUAAGUGUUUAUUAUUAUUUAAAAAUUGAUAAGGCCCGUGGAAAACUUAACUUAGGCAUGAAAACAAUGGAAAAAACAUGUAUAUAUAUACAAGAUACAUUUUUGUUUUAUUUAAAAGGUUAACAACAGAUUGCAACAAAAUACAUCUUUCGCAAUAUGUUUUAUAAGUGUGUUGUUCUACAUUACCAAGGGUUUUCAACAUUUUAUUUUCUCACAUUCGUUUCAAUCUAUCUAACUAUUUAUUUUGAAGAACAUAUUAUUAAAUUUACCCUUCUCUCUUACAUUUGUUUGGAUAUAGUCUGUUUGGGUAUGUUUAUAAUC